GCCUUUCGGGAGUCCUUGUCGGUUUAUUCGUACUUUGUUCAUUCUUACACUAUGUUGUAAUGUGGAUAAACUUCUAUCAAGAGAAAAAACGAAUUCGUUAUUUCAUGCAAGAGGCUAGGGAAAUUGCCUGGGGUAAACGAAUGAAGAAGCAAAAUACAAGAAAGAGGGUCAACGUGAAUGAUAAACAAUUCAUCGUGGAUGGUGACAAUGUCGCGUUUCUGACCGAUGAAGGAGAAGAAUUUCUAUUGGGUGAAGAUAAGGUCACCAAGCCCGGUUUCAGCGAUCUAUUUCCGAUUUUGAUUUACAAGAUAAUUUUAAAUAAAAUGUUAACCAUGAUGAGACUAAAGAGAAAGUCAUUAGACGAGAUGGAAACCACUGUUAAUGAAAAGGAAUCAUUUUCCAGUGACGACGAGCGCAGUGAAGCAGAUUAUCCAAAGAGCAAAGCGCGUCGGCGUAAACUCGAUAGAAGAGCAAAGCCAAAAGAUUAA
This is a messenger RNA of Acaulospora colombiana, 488 nucleotides long. NCBI's taxonomy places the organism in Eukaryota, Fungi, Glomeromycota, Glomeromycetes, Diversisporales, Acaulosporaceae. The record is from the annotation of a GenBank genome assembly.